Molecule: messenger RNA, 3546 nt
Organism: Leptosia nina
Lineage: Eukaryota; Metazoa; Arthropoda; Insecta; Lepidoptera; Pieridae
Source: the annotation of a GenBank genome assembly
AUGGAAGUGAUAUUAUCACAGAGAUUAUCACCACUUUUAAAGUGCAUAAUUCUUUUUCUAUUCAUAUUUACGGCAAAAGUACUCACGUCUCGCCCUCAAGACUCUGUAGAGAAUAGUAACAGCAUACAUCAUCAGAAACCAGCUCACUAUGUUCGUACAUUCACCAAAUAUCAUCACAGAAGGACAAUCCAAUGGAACAACAUGGAUAGUUCUUGGAAUGACCACCCGAAGGUUGUUCACAAACGGAGUGUUUCAAAUUCAAAUGAAUUACCCGAAUUUAAUCAGUUAGCUUCUGACUCUGUAAGAGGCAACAUAAUAGGAGUGUCGGAUAAGGAACAAAAUGUAUCAAAUGAGGUAAAAAAAUCAGUUAAAGAAGAGACUACAACUACAAGUGGCCCUGUGACUCAACCAGGAAACAUUUGUCUUUAUAAGAUAGAUAAUGUUGCGCUGAGCGUUACUCCAUCUUAUAAAGAUGAUAAGAAUGCUCAGUUGGUAGUGGAGAAUGAAAUUUAUGAUACAGGCAAGCUAUCUGAAGCAACAUUACCCAAUGGUGAAGUGGUACAAGUUCAACAUUGUUCUGAUCCUCGAGCUUAUUGUUACACACUUUGGCAUCAAGACAACGAGGGUAACAUCACUGUGCUUGGACAGGGGUGCUGGCGUUCUUCCCAAUGUGACGAUGGUAGCAACUGCGAUAAAUGCGUUAGUGUUACAGCGAAGCUGCCUGACAGCAAAUUCUGCCUCUGUACAAAGAGUUAUUGCAAUGCAGACUUCACAUCCCUGAGAGAAGAAACGGUGACAAUAAAAGCAGAAUCGACAAUGGAAAGUGCGACACAUCCGAACUACUCCAGUGCUGUGGCAGCCGCCAUUUUGGUGUUGGUCGCCAUUUUGUUGAUGGCCAUCGUAUUCAGAAAGGUAUAUUGCAACCGAGCUGAACUGGACAAGGAUGAACUGAGCGAUGGAAUGGAUUUGGAAAAGGGUGACGUUAUGGGAAGCGGACCAGAUGCAUUGGCGACUGGACUACUGUGUGUCGAUAAUCUCACACUGAUUGAACAUAUAGGCCAGGGCAAAUUCGGAUCGGUGUGGCGCGGAAGCCUAGGUUCGACUCCCGUCGCUGUCAAAUUGUACACAAGCCCCAGCGCCUGGCACAAGGAGGCCACCGUGUACGCGAUACCGCAUCUCGCUCACCCUAACAUUUUGAGAUAUUACGGCAGCGACAGUAGGCCUUCGCUAACGGACGGGGGCGGUCGCUCCCACCUGUUGGUCCUCGAGCUGUGCCCCAUGUCCCUGCGAGCGAGACUGCAACAGGCGCCCGUCACUUGGCUGGAAUUCGCCACACUUGCCCACGGUCUUUCAUCUGCGCUGGCGCACCUACAUACACCUUGUGGUAGCAAGCCGUGUAUAGUCCACCGCGACGUGAACAGCGGCAAUGUGCUGGUGGCUCAUGACGGAACGGCUCGUUUGGCUGAUCUUGGCUUGGCUCAGCCGCUAACGCCGCGCAUAGACAACGCCGCACCCACUAGAAUUACGGAGGCGGGCACACUACGCUACCUGUCCCCCGAAGCGCUAGAAGGCGCGUUAGACUUGAGUGGCGCGCGCGCAGCCCUAUGCGCAGUCGACGUGUUCGCGUUGGGGCUAGUCAUUUGGGAGAUGCUCUGGCGCUGCAGUGGAGCCCAUAGCAGUGUGCAAUGCUACGCGCAGCCCUACCAUCUCCACGGUCUGCCUCAAAGACCAUCUUUAACUCAGAUGCAGACAUUGGUGUGUCGGAAUAAGGCCCGCCCCCCACUGCCGCGUGGGCCGGUCGCCGAAACGCGGGCUCUCAAAAUAGCGACCGAUACAUGCGACGAGUGCUGGGAUCAUGAUGCUGAAGCUAGACUAACCGCUGUCUGCGUGGAGGAGCGGAUGGCUGAGUUGAAACUGAUGCUGCUGAUGCAGGGUCCGGUCAUCCAUGAUAAUAACCUGCAUCCACAUCCGCCUGAGACUACCCCAUCAUUGACUCCGAACGAGAUCGACAAGAACUCCAAUUGCGUCCCGUCCAACGGUGACGUCACCACGCCCCUUCUAUAUCCGCACCCACACAUAGGCAGAAACGCGUGCAUCGAGCGAAAUACCAACACAAACACGCAAACACACACAGUCGAACUCAUACACAAGAGUCUCAAAGAUAUCGCUUCUGAAGCCAGGCCCAGGCCGCAAACGGAAAACUGCCUCUCAGUAGCGAGAAUCACCCAACACAGGUUCCAAACGCAAGAAAACUCGGAUAGAUUCAACGAGAUCCGAUCCUACCAACGCCCGUUAGAAUACGUCCAGAACGACGUAAGUGCCCCCGAAGAGAGAAGCCUCAAGCAGACCAAUCUCCUGCAAGAUCAGAAAGACAAGAAGUGGGGAUUCAAAAAGUUCUUCGAGAGAAAGAAGCCCAAGGAUACAGAAGUGAAGUUGGUCACGGAGAAUGUCGCACAGAACGGAAGAACGAGAACGUCGGUAGUGGACAAACCGAGUAACCUAAAUUACAACAGGCCCAAAAAUCUAGGCCUCCAAGAUGCGCCGUACAACUUCGAAGCACCGUGUACCUUAUCUCCCCCUAAUAAGACCCUCUCCCCCACCAUGUUGUUGGAGUCAGAAUUGAACACAGCCUUCCGGGAACUGCCCUCGCAAAUCGAGAACGAGAGAAACCAGGUUUUCGCCGUCAUUGUGCCCAAGGUUAAGCAGGACGUGACGCAGAACAAAUCCAAAGGCAGUUCGGAGAGUUUAAACAAGAGAUCGAUUCGCACAUCGAUGUCCUCUCAAAGUAUGAAAGCUGGACAUUCAGAAUCCGAGGACUCGACUCUGAAGAAGCGAUUGAGUUGCGACAAUCGAAUCAUUACCAAUUCCAACAGCGCUGGGUCGUCGCGCGCGUCCAUCAAUCUGGAACUACAGUAUUUGCCCAAUCAAACGGAAAAUUUCAAUGGCGACAGUCCCUACGACCUGAACUCGGACUGUUCCAGCAGCGAAGACGAGCACUUAAUGUUGCUCUCCGAAAACAACGGCACCAAAAUUACAAUACAGACGAUACCGCGGCCCAUCGACGAGAACAUGAUGAAGUUCCAGAAUGAGGUCCUGAAGGAAGCCACGCAGACCAGAACGGAUUUCACGUUCAACAAGUAUCAAAAUAAAUACACGAAUUUUGAUAACGAGUUCAGCGAUCCGAACGACAAGGAAAACUUGGUUAACGGGUACAGUGGUGACAACCCAGUGUACUUGGCUGCGCUGAACGGGGAGAUCGACACGAGUGAAUUGAAAAUCAUCGAUGAAGGCCAGAAGUCACCGAAACCGCCUUUGAAGUCGCUGUCUAUAAAGCGACAACACUCGCUGGAGCAAGUGAAUGAGAUCUUUUCGUCCUCUGGUGAUCUGCAUCUGCAGAACCCUGCCGGAAGGGUCAAGACCCCGGGAGACUUGCCUGUGGCCAUAAGACGGGCGAGGCGAGACAGGGCUUUGCAGAAGGGUCGGGCCAGUGAAUGUAAUCGAUUGAGUUUGUACGAUGAUAGAAUGAUGUUUGGAAACAGUCUUUAG